UCUUUUUGGGCCUCAUCCAUUUGUUUUGAACUGAACUACAUUAUCCUAAAUCCUAAUCUUUGUUGUUGUUUGCACUUUGUAUCGCCUGUGUGCUCUCCAAUGGCAGCUGUCCCUCAAUUCAACCUCGCUCCUGACAUACCCGUUUCAAGACUCUGCUUAGGAACAAUGACUUUUGGACAGCAGAACUCCCUGUCUCAAUCUUUCCAUCUUCUCGAUUACGCUUUUGAUGCCGGAAUUAACUUCUUUGAUUCUGCUGAAAUGUAUCCGGUGCCUCAAAGUGCUCAAACUCAUGGGCGGAGCGAAGAGUAUCUUGGUUGUUGGAUUAAAGACAGAAAAAUACCUCGUGAUCGUGUUGUUUUAGCCACUAAGGUUAGUGGACCAUCUGGACAGAUGAGUUGGAUUCGAGGGGGGCCAACAAGUUUGGGUGCCGGUAAUAUAACACAGGCCAUUGACAAUAGCUUACUGCGGCUUCAAACAGAUUACAUUGACUUGUACCAGAUUCAUUGGCCUGAUCGCUAUGUUCCGAUGUUUGGUGAAACUGAAUAUGACCUAAGCAGACAGUUUGAUUCUGUGGGGAUUGAGGAACAACUAGAUGCUUUAGGUAGAGCUGCUGAUGCUGGCAAGAUCAGGUACGUGGGCCUUAGUAAUGAAACACCAUAUGGUCUCAUGAAGUUCCUACAAGUUGCAGGAAGUACGUCUCGGUUUCCCAGAAUAGUAUCUGUUCAGAACUCCUACAACUUGCUUUGCCGAAAUUUUGAUUCUGGAUUGGCCGAAUGUUGUCAUCAUGAGAGGGUCAGCUUAUUAGCUUACAGUCCUCUAGCAAUGGGCAUACUCUCUGGCAAAUACCUCUCACCUGAUAAGGGGCCAAACGAUGCUCGCUUGAACCUUUUUAGAGGAAGGUAUUCAGAAGGGGAAUCGAGAUACAAUCUGUCUAAAACUAUCAUAAAAGAAGCAACCAAGGCAUAUGUUGCCAUUGCGAAGAAAUAUGAUAUUCAUCCUGUAUCUCUAGCAAUUGCCUUUGUUUUGAAGCACCCACUUGUUGCUAGUGCUGUUUUCGGUGCGACAAAGUUAUGGCAGCUUCAAGAGGUCAUUAAAGCAAUUGAGGUUGAGCUCAGUCCGGAAAUAGUCUCAGAUAUUGACAGUGUCCACUCAAAGUUCCCGAAUCCCUGUCCCUGAUCACAUUCAUACCUUUUGGUGUUUUUUUUACACUUCUUUGUCCAUGACACUCAUGUCAAUAGAUUAUGUAGUCUUUCCACUUCCAGAGUGCUGGAAUGAAAAACAAUUUAUGUAUUUAUGUUAGAUCUUAACAGUGAUUUACUCUGUUAGGCUUAAAAUAUGUUAGUCCUUAGAAGCCAGUAUAUAUCCGUUGACAAGUUUGAUGCAAAAUCAAAUAAUAUAUAGAAAAUCCAAAACAUCA
Messenger RNA from Daucus carota subsp. sativus, 1417 nucleotides. RefSeq lists its product as uncharacterized. The transcript has 12 exons. The record is from RefSeq and is a predicted model, not a curated record. Lineage: Eukaryota; Viridiplantae; Streptophyta; Magnoliopsida; Apiales; Apiaceae. Bases 100 to 1176 code for a protein of 358 amino acids.